AUGUCCUACUACGAUCGAUGUCCUCCCACGUCCUGCGGCCCCACCCCGCUGGCCAACAGCUGCAACGAGCCCUGUGUCCGGCAGUGCCAGGACUCCACCGUGGUCAUCCAGCCCUCACCCGUGGUGGUCACCCUGCCUGGGCCCAUCCUCAGCUCCUUCCCCCAGAACACCACCGUGGGAUCCUCAGCCUCCGCAGCCGUCGGGAGCGCUCUGAGCGCUGAGGGCGUCCCCAUCAACUCGGGCAGCUCCUUGGGCUUUGGGGGCUUUGGCUACCCCGGGCUGGGCAGUGGCUACAGCCGGCCCUACCGGCGCUACAACGCGUCCCGCAGCGGCUUCUACGGACCCUGCUAA
Molecule: messenger RNA, 351 nt
Organism: Vidua macroura (Pin-tailed whydah)
Lineage: Eukaryota; Metazoa; Chordata; Aves; Passeriformes; Viduidae
Product: feather keratin 4-like
Exons: 1
Coding region: 1-351 (116 amino acids)
Cellular component (GO): intermediate filament
Molecular function (GO): structural constituent of cytoskeleton
Source: RefSeq, a predicted model, not a curated record